Sinocyclocheilus rhinocerous is the source of this 2219-nucleotide messenger RNA. RefSeq names its product BTB/POZ domain-containing protein KCTD5-like. Lineage: Eukaryota; Metazoa; Chordata; Actinopteri; Cypriniformes; Cyprinidae. Gene Ontology annotation, biological process: proteasome-mediated ubiquitin-dependent protein catabolic process; protein homooligomerization. Gene Ontology annotation, cellular component: Cul3-RING ubiquitin ligase complex; cytoplasm. The coding region runs from base 231 to 905 and encodes 224 amino acids. The record is from RefSeq and is a predicted model, not a curated record. Gene Ontology annotation, molecular function: cullin family protein binding. The transcript is spliced from 6 exons.
GUCUUAAAUAAAAAAAAAUCGAGCUGCCUAGAUAGGUCAUCACCGUUCUUGGGCAUCACGGCGCGGGCAGCGUGUUUGGCUGCCGAAAGUGUGCGGUCUGGAUAGUUAGCCUGUGUGUUUGGAGACACAGCCUGUGUAGCUGGCUGGAAUGGGAGGGCACAGCGACUCUCAAACUCCGCGCACUUCCUGCUCUCGCUCAGUUCUAUCAGUAGCGGGAGAGCAGAGGAGGGAUGGCGGAGAAGAGCCCUGACCCGAGCGGCUCGAACGCUCGCAGGUGUCUCACUAUUUCUCCCGGAGAGAGACUGCUGCCGUCUGGAAGCGGCUUGUCCAAAUGGGUUCGUCUGAACGUCGGCGGCACGUACUUUCUCACGACGAGGCAAACGCUGUGCAGAGACCCGAAAUCUUUCCUGUACCGCCUGUGCCAGGCCGACCCCGACCUCGACUCUGACAAGGAUGAAACAGGUGCUUAUUUGAUAGACCGCGAUCCCACUUAUUUUGGUCCGGUGCUCAACUAUCUGAGACACGGGAAGCUGGUGCUGAACCGAGGCCUAGCAGAGGAAGGUGUGCUGGAAGAGGCUGAAUUCUACAAUAUCACUUCAUUGAUUAAACUGGUCAAAGACAAAAUCAGGGAGAGGGAUUGUAAGAUAGCUCAGCUCCCCGUGAAGCACGUCUACAGAGUCCUACAGUGUCAGGAGGAGGAACUGACACAGAUGGUCUCCACUAUGUCAGAUGGUUGGAAGUUUGAACAGUUGGUUAGUAUCGGCUCUUCGUACAACUACGGAAAUGAGGAUCAAGCAGAGUUCCUCUGCGUGGUCUCCAAGGAGCUGCACAAUCAGUCAUACGGCACAAACAGCGAGCCCAGUGAAAAGGCCAAGAUUCUUCAAGAACAAGGCUCUCGAAUGUGAAACAACUGUGUUUUAUAUCCUCCCGUCCUGCAAUUAGGGGCAAAACAACAUGCAGAGAGACAGAAAAUUGUCAAGCGGAAUGACAACCUAUUUGGAAUGGAUGUUCUAUUUUGUUUUAGAUUAAUUGACACUUGUUUGUGCCUGCACAGUUAUACUGGACUGUUGUUUCUUGACAUCGGCGGAUCUAUCUGAAUAGAUUUGUUUGAAAGUUAAUGAUAUGCAUGUCAUUAGUAAUCUGAGCAAAAAGGGCCUCAAUCACGCCUGGUCCAAUCAUGUUUACUCAGGGUCUCGUAUCGACUUUCACAAAAUAUGUUUAUCAUGUCAUUUGUGGUCCAAUGAGAAAUUGUGUCAAAAAGAAAAAACACACAAAAAAAAAACUUAAAACUGUAUAUUAUGCCAGAAAGUUGAACCUCAUUUAAAAUUAUAAUUAAGAGCGUGGAGUAAAAAAAAAAAAAAGUAUUUUUUUGAUUGAGAUUACAUUAUUAAGGUGGCUUAUAUAUAACAUUGAUUGGUAAGGGACGGUGGAUUUUUAUAGCAAAGAUUUUUGUUUUAGCGUGUUUGUAAGAACAGAUGAGAUUAUGAUUUUAUUUGUAUUAUUUUGUUUGACUUGCAUAGUGCUAGUUUUUAUACCAGGAGGGUGAUGGAACAUCCGUAACAGUUUGCCUCAAAGUUUCCUCACGUUUUGUGAGGUUUUACUGUCUCUGCCUUGAGUUGGUUUAAAACAGAACAGAACAAGUUUGUCUUCCAUCCCCACAUUCAUUCCACUUGGAUUUUGGAUAAACUGGAACUAUUUUUAACUUUUUGGGGGGGUGCAAAACACCUAACACUGUUGACAAAUGAAACGCGUUGACUUUGAGACAGAGCUAGAUUUGGUUUAAUUGAAGAAUUAAGGCAAAGCCACGAAGGCAUAAAUGAUUUGUUUAGGCAAUAGCGUUUAGAACAAUGCUUUAUUUACAUGACAGCGACUGUUAAUUAGUGGCGUUGUAGGGCUUAUUUUGUUCACACUUUGGUAAGAGAUGGAGACGGAAUGGGUACUUCUAAAAAGAGUGACAAAUUAACACCCACAGUUUAACACUGCAGUUUUUGAUUUGCUUCGGCUCGACUUUUUUUUUUAAAGUUGAUUCCAAAUAUACAUAAUCCUGUAGUUUAUUUAAAAACAUUUCGACAAUGUUGCCUUUAAUGAACCUACACAAGAUCUGAAUUUCAUUUGGAAUUGUGGUCAGGGAAAUAACACAUCACUUUGCAAGGCUACAAGCGUAUCUAUUUGACAUCGUGUAUAUAGACUAAAGAGCAUCAUAUUCAGUGCAUGUUAUU